Staurois parvus is the source of this 331-nucleotide messenger RNA. Lineage: Eukaryota; Metazoa; Chordata; Amphibia; Anura; Ranidae. The record is from the annotation of a GenBank genome assembly.
ACUAAUAUGCAGCACUGAUAGGCGGCACUGAUGAUGGGUUAAUGAUAGACGGCACUGACUGGCAUCACUGCUGGGCACUGACUGGCGGCACUGACUGGCACAACACCGCGCUGGGCCAACUGACUGGCAGCACUGCUGGGCUGCCACUGGUGGGGUGCCCACUGGUGGGCAGCACUGGAGGGUGGGCACAGGUGGGUGGCACUGGUGGGCACAGGGUGGGUGGCACUCGCGGGCUGGGCACAUGCUGGGCCAGGUAGGUGGUACUUCUGGGCACAGGUGGGUGCACUGCUGGGCACACAGGUGGGGUGAUCUGCUGGGCACAGGUGGGGGC